Molecule: messenger RNA, 1068 nt
Organism: Anisakis simplex (herring worm)
Lineage: Eukaryota; Metazoa; Nematoda; Chromadorea; Rhabditida; Anisakidae
Source: the annotation of a GenBank genome assembly
AUGUGUUUCUUUGUCUUCAAACGACGAGGUGCUGGUUUCGUGGGAUCUCAUUUAGUGGAUCACCUGAUGCUCGAAGGCCACGAAGUGAUUGCUCUUGACAAUUACUUCACUGGUAGGAGACGUAAUGUUCAACACUGGAUUGGACAUCCAAACUUUGAACUUGUACAUCACGACGUUGUGAAUAGUUAUUUCACCGAAGUCGAUCAAAUCUAUCACCUGGCGUCGCCGGCAUCACCUCCGCAUUACAUGUACAAUCCGGUAAAAACAAUCAAAACAAAUACAGUUGGCACAAUCAAUAUGCUCGGUUUAGCAAGGCGUGUAAAGGCACGAAUCCUGUUAGCAUCCACAUCCGAAAUCUAUGGUGAUCCCGAGGUACAUCCUCAACCAGAAACAUAUUGGGGACACGUGAAUACAGUUGGUCCCAGAUCAUGCUACGACGAAGGAAAACGUGUAGCAGAAUCGUUGAUGGUUGCCUAUCACAAGCAGGAACAAGUUGAUAUUCGAAUCGCACGGAUAUUCAAUACGUUCGGUCCACGGAUGCAUAUGAACGAUGGACGAGUUGUUAGUAAUUUCAUACUGCAGUCACUUCAAGGACAGCCGAUCACGAUCUACGGCGAUGGAAGUCAAACACGUUCGUUCCAAUAUGUGAAUGACCUCGUUGAAGGUUUAAUCGCGUUAAUGAACAGCAAUACAACGUUGCCGGUGAACAUAGGCAAUCCUGAAGAACAUACAAUCCUUGAAUUCGCUUACAUUAUUAGGGACCUUGUUGGGAGUGACUCACCAAUCGUCAAAAAAGAUGCACAGCAGGAUGAUCCAAAACAACGAAAACCAGACAUUACAAGGGCGGCGAAUUUAUUCGGUUGGAAACCGAAGGUUUCCAUGCGCGAUGGUCUGCUUCAAACAAUAGAGUUCUUCAAACACGAAUUAGAUUAUGAAAGAACGAAGACGGAAGAGACGAAGCUCAAUUACGCGCUAAGGAAUGGUGAAUAUAUGAAAGAGGCGUUGAAACAACUCAAUGCAAUGCAUCCCUCAUCCGAAACAUCGGCAUCCUCUGCAAACUUACGAUAA